AUGCUUAUUCCUCGCCCCAGUGAUGACCCUCGAGACCCUUUGAAUUGGCCUAUGAGAAGGAAGAUUCUCAUUGUUGCAACCUUAUGCCUCGCAACAUUUGCAGGUUUCUCGGGUGGCCUAUCUCUGCAACUGGUUCCAGCGCCUCAGUCGAAGCUAUAUGGGGUGACAACUACUCAGAUGGCGUACCAGAAUUCAUGCGCACAAGGAGGCAUGGCCGGAGGCGGCUUUCUGUUCUUCCCACUUGCCCGCAAAUUUGGUCGCAGCUCAGCGAUAUUUUGGUCCCUGUUCGGACUCAUGGCAUCUCAGAUUUGGGCAGUAUGCAUGACUUCCUCGGGGGACUACUCGAGCUAUCUCGGCUCGCGAUUCUUAGCGGGCUUUUUUGGGACUGUCACAGGCAUCCUAGGUCCAAGAAUUCUGAUCGAUAUGUUCUUUCUCCAUCAAAGAGGAAGAGCAUUCACAGCGUUCCACUUCUGGUUUGAUUUCGGCACCGUUGCUGGACCUACUGUAGGAGCUUUUGUGGCUUCUGGAAGGUCUUGGACUGCAACUGUGUGGUAUGCAUUUGCACUCGCCACAUUUGCUUUCAUUAUGUGCUUCUUCUUCCUGCACGAGACUGCCUGGGACAGAGAACUUGGUGCAAUUAAUCAAACCCCCCCGAAAGGCUUCGUAGCAAACAGGAUUGCCACGUUCUUUCCUGGAACAAAAGUCGCUCCAGCUAUCAGUUGGCUCGGAUUUCUCGAGGUGGCAGGCCGUCCUUUUAUUGUAGCGUUCACACCCGUUACCAUAAUCCUCGGGUGCUUCACGCUCGUCUCCUUCGGCAUGUAUGUCGCCAUGAACUCCAUCACACCAGUCUGGCUUCAAAAGCCCGAGAAAGUCGGCGGCUACGGGUUCACCUCCCAUCAAAACGCACUUUUUUCAUUCACACAUUGGAUCGGCGUCUCUUUAGCAUGGCUAUACGGCCAACUCGUCUCCGACCGCCUACCCCUCUGGAUCUGUUCCCGCCGCGGCGGAACCUGGAAGCCCGAAUACCGCCUCCACGCCCUCUGGUUCCCAGCCCUACUCUGCAACCCCAUCGGACUUGGUGUCUUCGGCUUAGCGCUACACUCGCACCUCCACUGGAUCGUGCUCGCCGUUGCUCAAGUCCUGGUAACAUUCGGCUCCCUUUCCUGCACACCUAUCACCGUCAAUUACGCAUGUGAGAUCUUCACUCCUGCUCCGGCUGAGGUGGCGAUUAUCUUGAACCUGUAUCGGCUUGCGUAUGGGUUGAGUAUCGCUUUUUACAUCAAUCCGUGGGUGGAUUUGAUGGGGUUUAAUUGGGCGUAUGGCAUGAUGGCUUUUUUGCAGGCGACAAGUUUUGGGUUCGUGGGGUUGUUGAUGUGGAAGGGGCAUGAGAUUCGGGAGUGGAAGUUGGGAGGCUUGUUGAGGAGUGAGGAGGGUGAGUGUGUUAUUGAUGAGAAGCAUUCUGUGGGUGUGGAAGCGUAG
Mollisia scopiformis is the source of this 1479-nucleotide messenger RNA. Its product is annotated as MFS multidrug transporter-like protein. NCBI's taxonomy places the organism in Eukaryota, Fungi, Ascomycota, Leotiomycetes, Helotiales, Mollisiaceae. Gene Ontology annotation, biological process: transmembrane transport. The record is from RefSeq and is a predicted model, not a curated record. The transcript has 6 exons. Bases 1 to 1479 code for a protein of 492 amino acids. Gene Ontology annotation, molecular function: transmembrane transporter activity.